CAUGCAAAGUAGACGUGGUGUAAUAUCUGGUAUUCCUGACGAACUCUACAACAUUCCUGAUCUCCAUGGUUUUGAGGAUUGCACUUGCACUUGUAGAUGACUUACAAUUUUGUAAACCAUACACAACCACAAAACCAGCCCCAGCCGGCAUUGAGUUUCUUCAGUUAGUGGAUAUAGUCAUGGAAGAGGAUUGGCCAAUGCCAAGCAACUAUGAAGAGGCCUUAGACCUCUAUAUCAAUCUACUGAACGAAAUGGGGUGAACUACUCGCUUUCUGCUGUCAUUUGCUUGUGCCCAUGUCAAAAAUUAACUAUAGU
Geodia barretti is the source of this 315-nucleotide messenger RNA. The record is from the annotation of a GenBank genome assembly. Lineage: Eukaryota; Metazoa; Porifera; Demospongiae; Tetractinellida; Geodiidae.